Molecule: messenger RNA, 234 nt
Organism: Funneliformis mosseae
Lineage: Eukaryota; Fungi; Glomeromycota; Glomeromycetes; Glomerales; Glomeraceae
Source: the annotation of a GenBank genome assembly
CUUACUAUCAAAUUUUUUGGUGGUCUUCCUCUUCCUCUCCCUUUUCCUCUUUUUGGUGUUGGUGAUUGCAUCGAUGACAUUGCUGAUGACGCUGAUGACCCUAAUUGCACUGAUGAUUUUGCUGAUGGUACUGAUGACCCUGAUGGUCUUGAUGGGACUGACGUUUCACUUAAUAACAAACAUCUGCUUUUGGGUCCUUUAGAUCUUGAAGUUCUUGAGGAUCUAGACAUCUGA